Molecule: messenger RNA, 2251 nt
Organism: Sipha flava (yellow sugarcane aphid)
Lineage: Eukaryota; Metazoa; Arthropoda; Insecta; Hemiptera; Aphididae
Product: protein scarlet-like
Exons: 14
Coding region: 349-2211 (620 amino acids)
Cellular component (GO): plasma membrane
Molecular function (GO): ABC-type transporter activity; ATP hydrolysis activity; ATP binding
Source: RefSeq, a predicted model, not a curated record
UAAUUCCUACACUAACAGAAUUUGUUCAUAGGAUGUUAUUUCUUGAAAGUUCACAUAAUUGAAUGCAUGAUCAUGAUUGGACCAUCUGAAUACUAAAACAAAAAAUGGACUAUCCAAGUCUUGUCUUAAAAUAAGUAUAAUUAAGAAAAAUAUUAAUAGCAGUAAUACACAUUUAUGACCUAUAGUAAUUAAAUUAAAUUUUCCUCAAAAUAAAGAGCUAAUUUAUCCAAAAAUGGCUUAUAAAGUCCAAGGUUAUCAUCAGUUCGAUAAGUUUUCAGAGAUAUGUUUAAGCAUCAACAUACCUUAUUUACUUUUUAGUGCAUUAUAGCUCAUGCUAGGUGUUUCAUCAUGGUGACCAAAAAAACCUUAGAUUUGAGGUACAAUGAAAUGUGGCAGGCUUGGAAUGACACUGCUGGUGAAGAUAGCAAUUAUUCAACGGAAUUGUUUAAACCUGAUUUGGUACUGUCAUGGAAACAGUUGAAUGUUACAGUUACAAAGAAGGUUCCUAAAUUAUUUGGCUUAAGUGAGGUCAUUAAUAAACAAAUUUUAAAUAAUGUCAGUGGUAAUGUUGAAUGUGGUACUCUAUUGGGAAUCAUGGGACCAAGUGGUUCAGGAAAGACUACAUUAAUGGCUACAAUAAGUCACCGGACAAAAGGGAAUUUUGAAGGAGAACUUUUAUUGAAUGGACGUCCAGUAUCUGAAGAUAUAAUGAUAAAAAUAUCUGGGUUUGUUGCUCAAGAAGAUAUAAGUUUUGACCAGUUAACUGUUCUGGAAGAACUCAAGCUAAUGGCUAGAUUAAAAAUGGAUUCUAGUUCUUCUAAAAAAGUAAUCAAAGAUCGCAUAGAUUAUCUUGUAGCUCAUUUGGGUUUAAAUAAAACACUAAAUACUAGACUAUGUUUUUUAUCUGGUGGAGAGCGGAAAAAAGUAGCUCUAGCUGUUCAACUUAUAAAUGAUCCGCCCAUUCUAUUUUGCGAUGAAGUAACUACUGGACUUGACAGUUAUGCUGCUGCACAUAUCAUAAACACUUUAAGAAGAGUUGCUCAUAGCGGAAAAAUUGUUAUAUGUACCAUACAUCAACCAGCAUCUGGUUUAUUCGAUCAAUUUCAAGAAGUUUUACUUUUAACAAAUGGACGAUUAGCAUAUCAAGGACCUGUAUCCUUAGUAAAUGAUGUUUUUAAAAAUUAUAGCUACAUUUGUCCUGCUACAUAUAAUAAAGCUGAUUUUAUUAUAUCGAUUUUGAACUCGGAUAAUGUAUUAGAUAAAAAUAAUGUAAAUAACAUGUGUGAAAUAUCGUCAACCAUUAAACAGAUGGAUAUCAAGUACAACUCAUUCAAUAAGGAUGUUCAGUCGGAAUACGAACAUCAUUUACAAACGAUGAAGCUUAGUUGGAUUCUUCAGGUUCUGCUUUUACUGUACAGAUCUACCACAUGUUUUGUUAGAAAUUACAAGCAACAUUUAUUGGAGUUUGGAACAUUAAUGUUUUUAGGUAUUAUUGUUGCUACACCUUAUGCAAACUUACAAUUUGAUACCAAAGCAGUUCAAAAUUGGGAAGGCUUUUGGUUAUGCUUGGUUAUUAACACGGUUUUUCAAUUCAAUUAUUCUGCUAUAUCCACUCAUCAAAUAAAGUUCUCAGUUGUUCAUCGAGAAGUUAGCAAUAAAGUUUACUCAUUAAGUGCAUACUAUGUAUCCGAAUUAAUUAUACUUAUUAUUUGGCUGAUGGUAAAAAUAUUGUUUUAUUGUAUUGUCAUAUUUUGGAUAGUUGGUGUUCAAUGGAUUUAUAUGCAAUUAUUGGUAUUUUUUAUAAUAGCACUUGCUUCAUUUUCAUAUGGAAGUCUGUUGUCAGCAUACUUUAGUUGUGUAGAAGAAGCUAUUGUGUUUUCAAUAGCAUAUGAGUACUUAGCACUGCCUCUCAGUGGUGCAUAUUUAUCGUUUAGAUCUUUGCCAAAAGUGCUAUUUUCCCUGAGGUACUUAUCUUUGUUUUUUCUUGGUUGUGAAACAAUAUCUACUCUAUUUUGGGAUAAAAUAAAAUCAUUACCAUGUACAGAUAUUGCUAAUUGCUUGGACAGCGGAAAAGCAGUUUUAUUGAAGUAUGGUUUUGUAAGCAAUGACAUGUAUUUUGACUUAAUGGCGUUACUUAUAUUUAGUGUUUUAGCAAAUAUAUUUGGAUAUAUAGGAAUACUUAGACGAAUGAAAAAACAACCUGCCUAUUAGCUUUUAUAUUUAAAUAAAUUUAAAAUCUUCUUUUGUGUUA